This is a messenger RNA of Trifolium pratense (red clover), 1627 nucleotides long. Its product is annotated as protein MAIN-LIKE 1-like. Gene Ontology annotation, biological process: meristem development; meristem maintenance. Lineage: Eukaryota; Viridiplantae; Streptophyta; Magnoliopsida; Fabales; Fabaceae. Bases 89 to 1627 code for a protein of 512 amino acids. The record is from RefSeq and is a predicted model, not a curated record. The transcript is spliced from 3 exons.
GCGUACAAGAGGAGGAGACGGUAGAAUUAGGCAUAACAGAGGACGCGGAGAGUCUCGGCCACAUCAGGAGGAGCCGGAAGACGAUGAGAUGCCGUCAGUGCAUCAGGAGCAGGUUGAGGAGCAGGCUGUGCAGCAGGCUUGGCCUGGAGGGCCGAUCGAUACGAGUCUUUUGACUCGAUACGAGCAUCAUGUUGCUCGUCAUGUAUGGUUUGGUCAGGAACGUGUCGAAGGUGACAAAAUUGAGCUACGAAUAGUAUCUUUAGGAAGAAAGUUAGCUGACAGGAUUCCUGAUCACCAUCCUCAAGUUAUUCAAGGGUGGUUGAAUAUUUCGGGGUUGUGCUGGCUUGAGCGGACUAGCUUGAAAUUUACCGAUCCGCAUCUUAUAUCCGCAUUUGUUGAGAGGUGGCACCCUGAGACAUCGUCAUUUCACAUGUCGUUCGGCGAGAUGACUAUUACUUUGGACGAUGUGGCAUGUCUUCUGCAUCUACCUGUUAGGGGUCAGUUUUAUACUCCUGUAUCAGUUUCUCAAGAACAAGCUGCGGAACUUACAGUUGAGUUGUUAGGAGAGGAGUAUGAAUUUGCAUUGCGAGAGACUGUAGCGCAGAGGGGUGGUUAUUUUUCACAGCAGUGGCUAUAUGAGAGUUAUAAUAGGAAUGCCAAUUUCUACGGGAAAUAUGACUGCGCAGCUAGGGCAUGGAUGUUGAUGUUGGUGGGAUCUACCAUUCUGGCCGAUAAGAGUUAUACACGUGUGGAUGCCAAAUGGCUACUUCUGUUUAGUGAUUUGUCUGCAGUCCAUACAUAUUCGUGGGCCAGUAUUGCAUUAGUUUGUUUAUACGAUAACUUGAACGAUGCAUCCAUGUUUUCUACGAGGGCCCUUGCAGGGUAUGCGACACUUCUUCAGUGUUGGAUCCACGAGUAUUUUCCUACCCUUGGUAGGCGGGCUCAGUCGGAUCUUAAUUGUGAUAAUCCUGGAUUUCCUCGAGCUAUGCGGUGGAUGUAUAAGCAAGGGAAGACCAAGCUCCCCGAUUAUCGGCCUAUAUUGAAUGCACUGACCCCUGAUGACGUGAUAUGGCGUCCGUUUGAGACUCACAGAGGUAGCAUUCCUUUUGAUCUGAUUACUCUGUAUAGUGGUCAUCUGCGUGGAUCCACGGUAGUUCCUUACUUGCCCGAGAGGUGUAUUAGGCAAUUUGGAUUUGUACAGUAUAUACCACCACCACCACCUCUAGCUCCUGCCUACUCUGAUAUUGAUAGCGACUGGAUUGGUUAUCACGCGUCCGUUGAUCGGAUCCUUCAGCCGACACGUCCAGUGACAUAUGCUAGUGAGACUGUACCUGAUUACAUGUCCUGGUACUAUAGGGUAUCACAUCCUAGACUGUGUCGCCCUGUUGAUGGACCACAUGGAGCACCACCAGUUCCGCACUAUGCACCUGCACCUGAUGCCCCAGUAGACGAUGCACCAGCAGAUGAUGCACCACAAGAAACUGCACUACAGCGUGAGCGGAGAUGGAGAGGUAUGGCUCGAGGCGCGCUUGAGACAUUUCUUACGAGGAUAGACGCUGAUAGGGAUGAUGAGGAUUUUGAGGAGCUUUUUUUUGCACUAGAUGUAUGUCGUGGUGCAUACCCAUGA